UAGAUUGAUUGUGGUUAGAGAUUAAUUUUGGUGUGAGCAUUGAGCAACACCAAAGGUCCGCAUAUCUCAAUGGACCAUCGGCCUCAAGUAAAACAACUGGUUGCCGACACUGUUGUCAUUAUUAUCGGGUAAGUUUCUACAAUGUCCAGUGAAAUGUGAUCCCGGGCACAUGAGUCCGUUAGCUAGUUAAAAUUCGCCUGAAAAACUGCAGACAGUGUGCCAGCCGCCAUGUCUUCGUUGCGAAGCCUGACAGAUGACAUGGACCUGUACCACAGGGCCUUCAGCAUCUACCAUCGGAUCGCCGAGCGGGACAAGGUCUUGGGGCGGUGGGUGGAGAAAGAACUGAGGGAGGUCGUCAACGGAUGGACCGCCGGUGUGACCGGCCAGGAGCCGCUGAGGGUUCUCAGUAUCGGACCGGGCGAAGGAGCUAUUGAAACGAAGAUUUUGCAAGUGCUCCACGGCUGUAGAAAACCACACCCCCGCAUCCACACGACAGUUCUGGAACCCGUAGCCGACCAGACGGACCGUUUCAAACAGCGAGUCGCCGAUCCAGCGGCUCAGCUGCCGGACACGACCUUCGACUGGCGGAUUGAGAAGCUGGAGGACUACCAGGCCGCAGCCGCCAACGCCGCCAAGUUCCACUUCAUCAGCAGCGUGCACUCUAUUUACUACGUGCCGGACCUUGAGGCGUCUCUCAAGGACCUGUACGCCCGGCUGGAACCCGGUGGGCUGAUGCUGAUUGUGCUAGUAGCAGAGGAUUCUGGCAUGGGUCGGGUGUGGAAGGGCUUCCCGGGGUUGCAGAGCAUGAGAGACCCCUACCCGACCUCGGCCGAGAUCGAGUCGGCAUGCGCCAGCCAGGGCAUUCCCCUAGGUCGCCAGCUGACCAUCAAUGUGCGCUCCAACAUCGGGUUCUGCCUCCCUGAGCCUCCAAACCUCUCUGAGGAAGGCAGCCUGCUGCUGGAUUUCUUCGCCCACGUGGGGCACUUCGUGCGGGACGCCCCUCCCGAUCUGCAGCGGAAGGUACGGGAGUUUCUGGGGAGUGACAAGUGCUCUGAGAGAGGGGCCGGAGGCGAGGUUAUCUUCAAGGGAGACUGGAGGGCAUUUAUUAUUGAAAAGUAAAACUUACCAAGGAAUAAUCGUCGCACAAGAAACUCAACUUCUGUUUGCAUUUAAAUAUGGAUAGUGUAGUUUUGAAUAUGGCUACCAAAUGUGUAGGCGAUACGUUCAAGUUUGUUUAAAAUGUAAGAUAAAAAGCAUUUCAUAAGACAUUAUUUUUUUAAAUUUUAAAAGAUAAAAUCGGACAGUUUCAGUAUCAUGUCAAUAAAAAUAUCAGGUCCUAUCAAUUAUGAUGUAUAAUUAAGUGAUGGGGAUGUGUAUUUGGAUACAUUCCAAGUCUGUGGUCAACGCUAUAUUUGGUCUUGUUUUUAAUAUCUAAUUUUUUUUAUUUCAUUUAUUUCAUUUAUAGACCUACGAUCCUUCCUACAAGUUUGAUGAUUUCUAAAUUAAGUUUAGUUGUCACUGUAUGCACAAACUAUUUGUACUAUUUCUUUGUCCACCCUUUUCUGUAUGCGUGUCAAGUUAUUGCAAGAUUAAAAUUAAUACGCUUCGACUGGCUGUGACAGAAUGACCACGCGAUAACGGUUCCCGCUAAAGCGCUAGGCUGACUUCCCAGCGCCCCAACACUUCUCAUUGGCUAGAGGUUUUUCCAUGCUAAAUUUGCGUAUCUGUGGCCUUUCAUUUUGCAUCAUUAAAGCCAUUUUUGGAAAGGUGUUGGGUGACCUCACUUUGAUACAAAUGUCAACAUUGCAUCAAUACUGUGUCACGACUUAUGCAUGUAUAAUAAAAUAAUGAUGCACAGUGCAA
Messenger RNA from Patiria miniata (bat star), 1863 nucleotides. RefSeq names its product histamine N-methyltransferase A-like. The record is from RefSeq and is a predicted model, not a curated record. The coding region runs from base 229 to 1119 and encodes 296 amino acids. The transcript is spliced from 4 exons. NCBI's taxonomy places the organism in Eukaryota, Metazoa, Echinodermata, Asteroidea, Valvatida, Asterinidae.